Messenger RNA from Condylostylus longicornis, 3330 nucleotides. It is a transcript of the gene Bre1, whose product is annotated as E3 ubiquitin-protein ligase Bre1. The transcript is spliced from 6 exons. Gene Ontology annotation, molecular function: metal ion binding; ubiquitin protein ligase activity. The record is from RefSeq and is a predicted model, not a curated record. Gene Ontology annotation, cellular component: HULC complex; nucleus. Lineage: Eukaryota; Metazoa; Arthropoda; Insecta; Diptera; Dolichopodidae. The coding region runs from base 139 to 3078 and encodes 979 amino acids.
AUCAAAUAUUAAAGAUUUUCUUUUCUACCAUAGUAUUGUACUCAAACUGCACGUAAAAAAUUCUCAAAAUUUAUAUUUAAUAAAAAGGUACAUCAAGAUAUAUUAGCGGUUUUAUAAGGAAUAGAAUACAAAUCAAACAUGUCCAAAAGGGGAGCUGAGGAGGUGUCUAGUGGAAAUUCUGCUUCAGCAAAUCAACCACCAAUUAAAAAAGUUCAUUUUGAACCACAUUUAAUUGGACCAUGCUCAACCCUUGAAGAGAUGGACAUAAAAGUCCUUCAAUUCCAAAAUAAAAAAUUGGCACAACGUAUAGAACAACGUAUGAGAACAGAAGCUGAGUUAAGACAUCGUAUAGAACAAUUAGAAAAACGUCAAACUCAAGAUGAUGCCGUUUUAAAUGUUGUCAACCGUUACUGGAAUCAGUUAAAUGAAGAUAUACGGGUUUUAUUACAAAGGUUCGAUGCCGAAACUGCGGACGAGUUCGAAAAUAAAAAUGAAAAUGAAGUUACCACAUCAUUUUUGACACAACUCUCGACAUGGGACAAAGAAGAACUAGAUGACAAACUUGCAAAUCGUGUACAAGUAUCAAAGCGUGCUGUUGCAAAAAUCGUCCAGGUUAUUGACCGGAUAAUGCAAAGAAAUGAAAAAAUAGCAUUAAGCAUUUCUAAAAAUGAGGUAGAUGAAACUAAAGAUGUUAAUGAAAUCAAUCAAGUUGAUGAAGCAAUUUUGAAAAUUGAUGAAGUUUUAAGGCAAUCUCAAGCUGAGAUAAUGGUUGAAAAUAGAAAUUUACAGAAUUUGAAUACAUCAUUACAUGAAAAAUUUCAUACCAUGUCUUUAAAAAUGAAAGAAUAUCAAGAUGCUUUAACAGCAAAAGAGACAGAAAACGCUGAACUUCGGAAUCAAAUUGAUGAAUUACAAUAUGACUUAGAAAAAGUAAGAUGUCGAAAUGAUAAAUUGGAGAAUCAUUUAGCUGAAGCUAUCGAAAAGUUGAAAGCAUAUCAUCAAAUGCAUGGUGAUCCAAACAAAAGUACCUCAGCUAAAGUUAUGAGCACAACAAGUGUUAAUAGUCAGCAUUUGGAAGAUUUACAAAAAGAAUUAGAAGAAUAUAGAGAACUUGCAAAUAAUCGUCUAACUGAAUUAGAUAAACUGCAUUCCACACACAAAGAGACUCUGAAAGAAGUAGAGAAACUAAAAAUGGAUUUAAGGCAGCUUCCAGAAUCUGUAAUUGUAGAAACUACAGAAUAUAAAUGUCUUCAAUCACAGUUUUCAGUGCUGUAUAAUGAAUCAAUGCAAAUUAAGACAAUGUUAGAUGAGACACGUAAUCAACUACAAACUGGAAAGAAUCAGCAUUUACGUCAAAUUGAAUUUAUGGAAAGUGAAGAACUAAUUGCACAAAAGAAAGUUCGAAGUGAAAUGAUACAAAUGGAAGAUGUAUUAGCUCAAAUCCGUAAAGAGUAUGAAAUGUUGCGUAUUGAAUUUGAGCAAAAUAUGGCUGCCAAUGAACAAACGGCUCCAAUAAACAGGGAAAUGAGGCAUUUAAUAACCUCACUUCAAAAUCACAAUGGGCAGCUAAAAGGGGAAGCACAACGGUACAAAAGGAAAUAUAAGGAAGCAUCUGUGGAUAACACCAAACUUCGAAAAGAAUUGGAAGAAAUGCAGGCUAAAUUAGAAGGGUCCAAAAAUCAAGCAAAUGAAGAAAUCAAAUCUGAAAAUUCUGUUAAAGAAGAAACUAGCUCAGAAGGUUCAUCCAGUGUUAAAGAUGAAAAUCAAGAAACUAAAAUAAAAAUUGAAUGUGAUGAUCAAGAUCAAGACGGAGAUUCAAAAGAUGGAAUCAAAGAUAAAGCAGCUAAUGCGGCAAAUGCAUCUAGUGGAGAGAAAAAGGAUGGACAAGCUAAUUGUGCCGUAAAAGGAGAAAAAGACUCGAAGGAUGCAUCAAAGGCUAAAGAAAUUAAAGCUGCCGAAACUGAAAUAGUACGAGACUUAAAAGCUCAGUUAAAAAAAGCCAUGAAUGAUCAGAAAGAAAUGAAAUUACUUUUGGAUAUGUACAAAGGGGUUUCAAAAGAACAACGUGACAAAGUUCAAUUAAUGGCUACUGAAAAAAAAUUACGAUCAGAAAUUGAAGAUUUGCGUUUACAAUUGAAAAAAAUCCAAGAGAGUAAACGUGAAGAUCGCAAAAAGUUAGCUGAUGAAGAAGCAAUGAAAAAAAUUAAACAGCUGGAAGAACAAAAGUAUGAACUACAAAAACAAGUAGCAAAUCAAAAACCCGCUGAUGGUCCUUGGCCUGGUGGAUACGUACGUCCUUUUGUUGGUUCCCAUGAGGAAGAAGCAUUAUUAAAUGAAAUGGAAGUAACUGGUCAAGCAUUUGAGGAUAUGCAAGAACAAAAUUCUCGUCUAAUUCAACAAUUACGUGAAAAAGAUGAUGCAAAUUUUAAAUUAAUGUCAGAAAGAAUAAAAGCAAAUCAAAUGCAUAAAUUAUUAAGAGAGGAAAAGCAAAUUCUUGAAGACCAAGUAACAACACGUGAUACUCAAAUUGAAGCUAUGCAUAUAGUAUUACGAAAAUUAGAAGAAAAAGAAAGAAGCUUACAAAAUGCAGUAUCGACUAUUGAAAAAGAACUUGUUUUACGUCAACAGGCAAUGGAAAUGCAUAAAAGAAAAGCGAUUGAAUCAGCUCAAUCAGCAGCCGAUUUAAAACUUCAUUUAGAAAAAUAUCAUUCGCAAAUGAAAGAGGCGCAGCAGGUUGUAGCCGAAAAAACAAGUGCGUUAGAAGCUGAAGCAUAUAAAACAAAACGUUUACAAGAAGAACUGGCUCAAUUUAAACGUAAAGCUGAACGUAUGAAGAAAAUUGAAAUGACAGGAACAACAUUCGAUGAGGUUAUGAUGGAAGAGAUCCGAGAAUAUAAAGAAACUCUCACUUGUCCUUCAUGUAAAGUUAAAAGAAAAGAUGCCGUUCUUUCAAAAUGUUUCCAUGUAUUUUGCUAUGAUUGCUUGCGAACACGUUACGAAACCAGGCAAAGAAAAUGUCCCAAAUGUAAUUGCGCCUUUGGAGCAAAUGAUUAUCAUCGUCUCUAUCUUUCAACUUAAGAAAAUCAAGUCAAAAAACAAAUACAAAACUAGUAUAUAAAAAGGAAUUCGUCUCUAAUUUACUUGACGUUAUCUAUUUAAUAGUAUUCUUUAGUUAUACUUACAAUUUUAAGCAAGUAAAAAUUAUGCUUUCAAUAAAAGUUUUUUUAUACUUAAAUAACAAUUUUCAACAGAACAUUUUUAGUUUUAAUUACAUAUUGUAAUUUUUUUGUAAUAUCUAAAUAAAAUUCCCUUAUUUUUCACUUAUUUUAA